UCCCUCUCAUCGCGCCACUCCCACGGGGACUGCCUCACCUGGUCCCCCGACCAGGCCCCCGACCCACUAUGUCGCCCUCCGGACGCCCUCAUAACGGCAGCCAACACUCGCGAACCAUGGGACAGCAACAUCAAGUACGCUCAGAUUACCAGCUACAUCCUCCUAGCCAUCCUCGUGCUAGCCAUCCUUCCUGGCGGGACACAUCGUCUGCGCUUGGUUCGACCUCGAGCUGUGAGAGGCUUCACCGGCCGAUUCCCCGGGUACCUCCCCAUGGUGUGCACCUGGCGUCGCAUGGCGUACUACCACCCAUACCCCUCCGUCCCGUCCGUCACGACCGUCCUGCUCAUCAGCGCCGUGACCCUCUCCCUCCUCAUCUGGAGCUUCAGCAUUCGCCCCUACUACCGCAAAGAUGCCACCUGGGGCUCCACUCCCCUCGGUCUACGCACGGGUAUGAUCUCCAACGGGACCCUCCCCUUCCUAUACGCUUUAGCCCUCAAGAUGAACCCCAUAAGCUGGCUGACAGGGAUAAGCCACGAGAGACUACAAAUCUACCACCAGUGGUUGGCACGCAUCGCCUUGCUCUUCGCGUGGAUUCAUUCCAUCGCUUUCCUCAUCGACGAUUCUCGUCCUGGCCCUCCCUGGGAAAUGCUAAAGAAGUGGUGGACAUACAGCCCCUGGUGCUAUGAUACGGGAGUGGCAGCAUUGAUCGCUAUGAGCUGGCUGCUCCUCUCCUCCACCCGCGUAGUACGGGACGCGGGCUACCAAUUCUUCUACCUGAACCACAUAGCAAGUAACUGUCUCUUCCUCGGCUUCUACUUUGCACAUACGGACGAUAUGAUGCAUAGCUGGCGAUGGCUCUGGCCCGUUGUGGGGGUGUGGGUGGGGAGCACGCUGGGCAAGUGGGUCAGGUCGGGACUGUUCGUUGGGAGGGGGAGGGUGGUGGGAGCUCAGCGGGGAUACUUGAGGAUUGAGGUUGAGGUGCCACGUAGGUUCAGAGCAAAGGCCGGGCAACACGUCUUCCUUCGUUUCCCGACGUUGAGGGGGUGGCAGAGCCAUCCAUUUACCAUCGCCUCGGACCGCCAAGAAGAACAAGACUCGGACAUCACGCAUCGCAACCUUCUCUUCCUCAUCAGAGAAGCCAAAGGCCUGACCCGCACCCUCGCUAACGCAGUGCGCUCCAAGCCGGGCGGCGAGCAAAUCCUCGACCUACCAGUCAUCCUCGACGGGCCGUAUGGAUCGACGUGGAAACUCGCUUCGUACGAUGCGGUUCUGCUGAUCGCGGGCGGGGCUGGCAUCUCCUUCGUCCUACCGCUUCUGCAGGACCUGGCGAGGAAGAGAGGGAGGCAUGACGCAGACUUCUUCUGCCAAAGGGUCCAGUUGGUUUGGGCCAUG
Messenger RNA from Jaminaea rosea, 1392 nucleotides. RefSeq lists its product as hypothetical. Gene Ontology annotation, cellular component: plasma membrane. The transcript has a single exon. The record is from RefSeq and is a predicted model, not a curated record. Gene Ontology annotation, molecular function: ferric-chelate reductase activity. Lineage: Eukaryota; Fungi; Basidiomycota; Exobasidiomycetes; Microstromatales. The annotation marks the transcript as partial. Gene Ontology annotation, biological process: intracellular iron ion homeostasis; iron ion transport; copper ion import.